Molecule: messenger RNA, 1191 nt
Organism: Diceros bicornis minor
Lineage: Eukaryota; Metazoa; Chordata; Mammalia; Perissodactyla; Rhinocerotidae
Gene: DDI1
Product: DNA damage inducible 1 homolog 1
Exons: 1
Coding region: 1-1191 (396 amino acids)
Biological process (GO): proteolysis
Molecular function (GO): protein binding; aspartic-type endopeptidase activity
Source: RefSeq, a predicted model, not a curated record
AUGCUGGUCACUGUGUACUGCGUGCGGAGGGACCUCUCCGAGGUAACCUUCUCCCUCCAGGUCAGCCCUGACUUGGAGCUCCACAGCUUCCGCGUCCUCUGUGAGCUCGAGUCUGGUGUCCCCGCUGAAGAGAUCCAGAUCAUCUACAUGGAGCGACUCCUCGCUGACGACCACUGUUCCCUGGGCUCCUAUGGCCUCAAAGAUGGCGAUGUCGUUGUUUUGCUUCAGAAGGAGUAUGUGGGACCUCGGCCUUGUGGACGGACAUCAAGCCUGCCUCGGAUUGAUUUCACCGGGAUAGCUGAGCCUGGGACGUCCAGCUCCCGGCAGCAGCACCAGCGUGCACAGUCGGCCCAGAAGUCCCCUGGCCUGGACUCCGGAGAGAAGAUGUCUGCUCAAGGUCUGGACAGCCCCACCCUGAUCCGAAGCAUGCUGCUCUCCAAUCCCCACGAUCUGUCCCUGCUGAAGGAACGCAACCCCCCCUUAGCGGAAGCCCUGCUCAGCGGAAACCUGGAGACGUUUUCUCAGGUCCUGAUGGAGCAGCAAAGGGAAAGGGCCCUGAGAGAGCAAGAGAGGCUUCGCCUCUGUUCUGCUGACCCAUUUGAUUUGGAAGCUCAGGCCAAAAUAGAAGAGGAAAUCCGGCAGCAGAACAUUGAGGAAAACAUGAAUAUAGCGAUGGAAGAGGCUCCAGAGAGUUUCGGGCAAGUGGCCAUGCUCUAUAUUAACUGCAAAGUGAAUGGACAUCCUUUGAAGGCUUUUGUUGACUCGGGGGCCCAGAUGACCAUUAUGAGCCAAGCUUGCGCCGAGAGAUGUAAUAUAAUACGCCUGGUGGAUCGACGGUGGGCUGGGAUUGCUAAAGGAGUAGGCACGCAGAGGAUUAUUGGCCGAGUUCAUCUAGCUCAGAUUCAAAUCGAAGGUGAUUUCUUACAAUGCUCUUUCUCUAUCCUCGAGGAUCAGCCCAUGGACAUGCUUCUAGGGCUAGACAUGCUCAGGAGACAUCAAUGUUCCAUUGACUUGAAGAAAAACGUGUUGGUGAUCGGCACCACUGGCACACAGACUCACUUUCUUCCUGAGGGAGAGUUACCCCUAUGUGCUAAGCUGCUAAGUGGUGCUAGGCAAGAAGAGUCUUCAAAUAAAGAAGCAGCAGAUACUAUUAAACAUUCAGUCAUGGAUUCAGGAAGAAAAAAGCAUUGA